AUGGUACUAGAAGCGGGCAAACCCACGCUUGAGUCCACCAAUACCAAAAGCCGCACUAGGCCGGACAAUGUCUUCUGCAGCGCAGAGAUGCUAACGGCAUUCAUCUACUGUGACGUCGAGGAAGAUCUUCGCCCUGUCAAUACUGACCAUUUCCCCAUUAUCAGUAUCCUUAACCUCUCAGUAGACCAGAACCCUCCCACGCAACGCUGGAACUUCCGCAAAACUGAAUGGCCAGCCUUUCGUGAAGCCCUUGAAGAGGAGCUAGGGAAGAUCCCACCCCCCAAAGAAAUCCAAUCGGCGGACGAGUUCUACACCCGACUUAGACAGAUCCAACAGAUUCUGAUCCAAGUAGUCGAAAACAAGGUGCCCAAGACUCACCCUUCCCCAUUCGCCAAACGCCGGUGGACUGCAGAACUCAACGUCAACAACAAGAAGCUCAGGAAGCUCGCAAGAUCAGCAAAGCGAAAGCUAUCCACCCCAGAGGACCCCAUCCAUGAAACCUACCGAACCGCCCGCAACAACUUC
Suillus plorans is the source of this 525-nucleotide messenger RNA. RefSeq lists its product as uncharacterized. Lineage: Eukaryota; Fungi; Basidiomycota; Agaricomycetes; Boletales; Suillaceae. The transcript has a single exon. The record is from RefSeq and is a predicted model, not a curated record. The annotation marks the transcript as partial.